UCUCUGUGUCGUCUGUCUGUGUGAGAGUGAACAACCAUCCAAAUGGCUCAACAGGGCAAUCUGCUGGACCAGGACCAGUUCUGUUGUUCUGUCUGUCUGGAUCUACUGAAGGAGCCGGUCACUAUUCCCUGUGGACACAGUUACUGUAGGAGCUGUAUUGAGGGCUGCUGGGAUCAGGAUGUUCUGAAAGGGGUCUAUAGCUGUCCUCAGUGCAGAGAGACCUUCACUCCAAGGCCUAAUCUGAGGAAAAAUAACAUGUUGGCUGAGCUGGUGGAGAAACUGAAGAAGCCAGGACUCCAGGCUGCUCCCCCUCCUGCUCUGUGCUAUGCUGGACCUGGAGAUGUGGCGUGUGAUUUCUGCACUGGGACCAGAAAGCAGAAAGCCCUCAUGUCCUGUCUGGUGUGUCUGGCCUCUUACUGUGAGACUCACCUCCAACCUCACUAUGAAUCUCCUGCUUUCAAGAAGCACAAGCUGGUCAAAGCCACGGCACAACUACAGGAGAAGAUCUGCUCUCAUCAUGACAAACUGCUGGAGGUUUACUGUCGUACCGAUCAGCAGUGUAUCUGUUAUCUGUGUACAAUGGAUGAACAUAAAGGCCAUGAUACAGUGUCAGCUGCAGCAGAGAGGACUGAGAAACAGAGGCAGCUGGGGAUGAGUCAGCAGAAGGUCCAGCAGAGAUUCCAGGAGAGAGAGAAGGAGCUGAAAGAGCUCCAACAGGCUGUGGAGUCUCUCAAGCGCUCUGCACAGUCAGCAGUGGAGGACAGUGAUCAGAUCUUUACUGAGCUGAUCCGCUCCAUUGAGAGAAGGAGCUCUGAGGUGAAGGAGCUGAUCAGAGCCCAAGAGAAGGCUCAAGUGAGUCAAGCUGAAGGACUCCUGGAGCAACUGAAGCAGGAGAUAGCUGAGCUGAGGAAGAGAAGCACUGAGCUGGAGCAGCUCUCACACACAGAGGAUCACAUCCAUUUCCUCCAGAGGUAUCAGUCUCUCUCCAGUAUCAGUGUAUCUUCAGACUUACCCAGCAUCGUUGUCCGUCCUCUUCAGUACUUUGGAGAUGUGAGUAAGACUGUGUCUGAACUGAGAGAGAAACUAGAAGACUUCCUUAAAGGAGAAUGGACCAAGAUCUCCACUACAGUGAAUAUAGUGGAUGUUGUACUGCCUCCAGAGCCCAAGACCAGAGAACAGUUGUUACAAUAUUCCUGUCAGCUCACACUGGACCCAAACACAGCAUACACACGCCUCUCUCUGUCUGAAGGGAACAGAAAGGUGACCAGUACAGGCCAAGUCCAACCAUAUCCUGACCAUCCAGACAGAUUCACCAACUGGUGUCAGGUUCUGUGUAGAGAGGGUCUGUCUGGACGCUGUUACUGGGAGGUGGAGUGGACUGGUGGUGUUGUUACAGCAGUCUCAUAUAAAGACAUCUGCAGAACAGAGAGAGGUAAUGAUGGUGGAUUUGGAUACAAUAACAAGUCCUGGAGAUUAGAGUGCUAUAGAGGUGAUUAUUGUUUCAGACACAAUAAUGUUGGGACUAAAGUAUCAGGCCCUCAGUCCUCCAGAGUAGGAGUGUACCUGGAUCACAAGGCAGGUACUCUGUCCUUCUACAGUGUCUCUGACACAAUGACCCUCCUCCACAGAGUCCAGACCACAUUCACUCAGCCCCUCUAUCCUGGGUUUGGUCUCUCUGGUUCUGCUGAGCUGGUUAAACUGUAGUAGGGUCCACAUAGAUACUAGUCAUGCUGGUGUAGUCUAUAGCUGAGCUGGUUAAACUGUAGUAGGGUCCACAUAGAUACUAGUCAUGCUGGUGUAGUCUAUAGCUGAGCUGGUUAAACUGUAGUAGGGUCCACAUAGAUACUAGUCAUGCUGGUGUAGUCUAUAGCUGAGCUGGUUAAACUGUAGUAGGGUCCACAUAGAUACUAGUCAUGCUGGUGUAGUCUAUAGCUGAGCUGGUUAAACUGUAGUAGGGUCCACAUAGAUACUAGUCAUGCUGGUGUGGUCUAUAGCUGAGCUGGUUAAACUGUAAACUGAUUUGUUAUUCAUUAAAAUUCAAUACAAUGUUUUAAUCUUGUACAUUUCCAUGAAUCAUGAUGUCUGGUGUUGAUGUAUAUUGGUUGUCAUUCAGAACCAUUGAUAUGUUUUCUCAGUUGGUUCUCUGCCUCUAUGUAAUUCUCCUCAGUAUCAUUGAUCAGCUUGUUGGCUCGGUCCUAAUUGAUGUGUUCUCUGUCACCUGGAGCUGCAUGGAAAAUGGUCCAGGAACUAAAGGACAAUUCAGGACUAGUCAGCCCACUACAAGCUGGUAUCACUUACUUUCUACUAAACUAUAUGGUCUGGUUUCCCAGACACAGAUGAAUCCUAGUCCUGGACUAAACAGUAUGUUCAAUGUAGAUGUCCAGGAAACCGGCCCUAAAUGUGUCAUCUUUCAUCCUCCCAUACUGCUCAGUCCAGCAACAUUAAACCUGUCCAGCAGGUGGUGCUGUUGACCAAACAAUAAAACCAGCAGAUAUCUUGACUUGCCACUCAGUAUAUCAGUAAUGUUCAGAAUAGUACUUUAAUAUCAUUGGAGAUUGAUGGUCUUUUUAAUCCACUAUCCAGAGUCAGGAACAGAUGAAGUUAGGUCUGCUACUGUUCAGUGAUUAAAUAUGAUUUAUGGUGAUGGGAAAUAAUAAAAAACA
Molecule: messenger RNA, 2663 nt
Organism: Oncorhynchus mykiss (rainbow trout)
Lineage: Eukaryota; Metazoa; Chordata; Actinopteri; Salmoniformes; Salmonidae
Source: RefSeq, a predicted model, not a curated record